CAUUCGAAUGUUUUUUUUCCAUCGGCUCCAUUAGUCCAGCAGUCAACCGACGACAACGUGGUGAAUUGUCUGUCAGUGGAUGGUCUGUGGCGUUGGUUCCCCGCGCGCUGGUGAGGCGGCGGCCAUGUUUGUUUACAAGUCGUAUUUAAAGGGACAGCGGCCCCAUUUCCGUUCCACUGCCAUGGACACGAAACAUAAGAGCGCGUGGACUACAUUGACCAGCAGGCCUUGCGGCACGUUCCACGUUGCCAAGCGACGCCUCCAAACUGGAGCGGACCAGGGGAGUCGGAGAAAACCAGCUGCACUGAUUAGAAAAAAAGACGAUUUAAAAAAUGGCGGACGAGGAAACGGCUUCUGUGGCUGAAGGAGCCGAGGAAAACACUGAAGCAAGUGAUGCCGAACGCUCGGAGGUGCAGCAGCAGGAGGAGGAGGAGGAGGAGGAGGGGGAGAAGGAGGAAGGGACAGAUGAGCCCUCGGCAGAAUCCCUGCUCAUGUACAGAGAGUACUACAAGAGCGAGGAGCUUCACUCCAAACCGUUCGUCACGCCCGAGUCCGACAUCCCGGAGAACCUGCUGCACCUCUCUCACUCGUUUGGCUACGACAGCGGACGCCGGUCAAACCUGCAGCUGCUGGACGACUCGACGCUGCUCUUCAUCGCAGGGAACCUGCUCGUCCUGAUGGACGUCGCCACCAAGGAGCAGAGGUUCCUGCGCUCCUGCAGCGGCGGGGGGAUCGGCGCCAUCACGGUUCACCCCAACAAAGAGUUCUUUGUCGUAGCAGAGAAGGGAAUCAAGCCCGACAUCAUAUUAUACGAUUAUCCAACGUUGCGACCGUACCGCAUCCUCAGAGGUGGCACGAAGCGGGCGUACUGCUUCGUGGAGUUCAACCCCGACGGCAGCCUGCUCGCCAGCCUGGGCGCCGCCCCUGACUACAUGCUGACGCUGUGGGACUGGACGCAGGAGACGGUGAUGCUGAGCUGCAAGGCGCUUUCCCAGGAGGUGUACCGAGUGAGCUUCUCCCCGCACAACCCAGGGCUGCUCACCUCGUCCGGAUCGGGACACAUCAAGUUCUGGAAGAUGACCAACACAUUCACGGGUCUCAAAUUGCAAGGGCUCGUGGGACACUUUGGGAAAACUCCAGCGACCGACAUCGACGGCUACGUGGAACUUCCUGAUGGAAAGGUGGUGUCCGGCACAGACUGGGGCAACCUGCUGCUGUGGGACGGGACCGACAUCAAGGUGGAGAUCUGCCGGAAGAAGGGGCGGAGCUGCCACGCCGGGAAGGUUCAGCCGUUCGCCCUCGAGGAGGGGCAGCUGAUGACCAUCGGCUCCGACGGAGCGGUCCGGGGCUGGGACUUUGAGGGCAUCGACGCCGCCGACUGCGAAGGCGACAGCGGCCGCUUCGAGAUGGAGCCCAUCAACGAGCUGCUGGUCGGACACGGACACAACAUCUGCCUCUCCUCGGUGGUGAGGAGCCCCGUGCCCGACUCCUUCGUCUGGUUCGCUCAGGAUUCCGGCGGAGCGAUAUGGAAACUGGAUCUGUCGUUCACCAACAUGACACCCGAUCCCGAAUGCCUGUUCACCUUCCACGCCGGGGCGAUCCAGGGCCUGGGCGUGUCCCCGGACUCCCACCUGAUGGCAACGACCUCGCCAGACCAUUCAGUCAGAGUGUUCGACUUCCUGGCCAAAAGAGAGCUGACCACCACCAGCUUCAACCAGGGCGGCACGGCGCUCACCUGGGCGCCACCUGCGAGAGGCGGCUUCCUGGCGACGGGUUUCGAGGACGGCGUCGUCCGCCUGCUGGAGCUGUACGACCCCCGGAAGCUGAACGUGGUCACCGGGCCCAGACCCAAAGGAGACGCCAGGCUCCGCCUCAAGCAAGCCUUCAAGCCCCACGUCGGCCCCAUCACCGCCGUGGCGUAUGAUCGCGACGCAGACAUGUUGGCCACGGGGGGCUCAGACUGCACCGUGUUCUUCUUCGCCGCCGGGGAAAACUACAGCCCCAUCGGCUUCGUCCGCGUCCCCGGGCCGGUGCAGGCGCUGGAGUGGUCGCCUCACACCCACAGUGAGAACAGGCUGCUCGUCCUGUGUGAGCGCGGCCACGUGGUCGAGGUGCACAGACCCGAUCCGGAGGCCGAGCGGUCGACCGAGACCUUCGAGCUGCUCGACCUGCCCAGAAGAUCCUUCAGGUUCAGGAGCAUCAAGUCUCGAAUCAAGAGAGAGGAGGAGAUUGCAAGACGCCAAGAGGAAAAGGAGAAGAAGAAGAAAGAGCAGCAGGAGGCAGAGCAUCAGCAUGAGGAGGAGGAGGAGGAAGAGGAAGAGGCAGAGUUACCGCCCAUCCGCAUGCCCGACCAUCCAAGUCCUCUGUACUGUGGCUUCUACUCCCAGCCGGGCCAGUUCUGGCUCUCCAUGGGAGGCUUUGACUCGGGUUUCCUGUACCACUGUACGUUCUCGGCGAGGCAGGACGAGGAUCCGGACCAGCGGACGGACGAGCCCUUUGACUUCCGGCCGGUUCACAACGCAGACGAGGACCCCAUUCGCUCCAUCACCUUCAGCUCCAACAGGCAGCUGUUGCUCUGCGGCAUGCACUCGGGCUCCGUCAGGGUCUACAUGCUGCAUCCCGGGGACCACCGCCUCGCCUCCAUGAAGGCCUACUGGGCCCUCGCCGUCCACGACAACCAGUACGGACAACUGCGCCACAUCUGCUGUAGCUACGACGACCUCUUUGUGCUGACGGCGGCCGACGACGGGAACAUCUUCUCCUUCAGCCUGCUGCCUCCGGAGGAGCUCCAGGAAGGCCAGGAGGCGGCCAGGGUUCCGUCGCCCAGGGUUGGUCUUGAAAACGAGGCGUUGGCUCAGGACAUCGAGGAUCCAUCAGCAGAGAGCAUCGUGACGGCCAAGCAGAAGCUGGAGAAGGACCGUCUGCAGCGCGAGGCAGAGCAGAAGAUCGCGGAGAAGAGGAAGACGCUCGCUGAGCUCCAGAAGAAGUUCAAACUGGUGCUGGAGGAAAACCAGAGACUGCCCGAGCAAGUUCGCCUGAAGCCGGAGGAGCUGGAGCUGGACCCGUGUUUCAGAGAAGACGCCGAGAGGAUGAAGUCCCAGAGGAUGAUGGAGGUCAGAAGGGAGUUGGGCUGGGAGGAGGAGCGCUGCCAAGUCGCACUCUGCAAACUACAGGACGGGUUCAGAGACUCUCUGGAGAGCAGCGUCGUCACCGUGGUCGCCGUCCGGAGCGACCACAGAGUCUCCACCUACCACCUGCCGCCGAUCACCGAGCCCUCGGCCCAGCUCCCACAUCAGAGCAGACGCGCCCAGCUCGACGAACACAAGGACGCUGCGCCGGGACGCCGGAAAGCCAGAGCGGAGCCUGCAAUGGAUAGCGAGCGUGAAUUCGGAGAGGAGGAGGAGGUGCUGUGCCCCCAGGCGGCUCGUCCGGCGGGGAUCAAGCUGGGAGAUCGUCAGAUCGAGAGGCUCCAGAAGGCUGGAGAGAAGGCCGAGCAGGCCCGAGCCAAGAUCGUUCAGAGGAAGCAGGAGUGGGCCGAGCUUUACGCGGAGAAGCCAGACGAGCACUUCGAGGACCCGCAGGAUCUGCAGGAGAUCCAAGAGGCCCGGGAGAACGUGGGCGACCUGAAACUGAAGACGGACAAAGAGUUCAGGGUGCCCAAACACCUGAGGACGAACAGUGAGAGGAAGACGGCCGAGCUGACGGGCCUGGAGGAAAACAUCCGCGUCAAGCAGACGGAGAUUAACCGACAGGUGGUGGCGCUGCGCGACUCCAAGGUUCGCCUGGUGUCCGAGCUGCGCGCUCAGGCCCGGCAGCUCCGCGAGGUCCAGCGGCGCCUGGCGGCUCACCUCCGCCGGCCUCCGCCCGUCCCGCCGCCCGUCCUGCCGGAGGAGGCGCCGGGGCAGCGGCUGCAGUGCGACCGCGCCACGCUGGAGCGAUACCGCGCUCUGAGGGAGCAGAGGUCCAAGUCCCUGCAGCAGCAGCAGCAGCAACAGGGGGAGGAGGAGGAUGAGGAAGGAACGUCCGAUUUGCUGGAGCAGCUGGAAAAAGAGAUGGAGGAGAACACGGAAGAUGAUUGGCAGACGGCGGGAGAGGAGGCGUCCAGCCCGUCGCCUUCAUCUGCUGCAGCCGGAGAAGAAGACGGAGAGGAGACGGAGUUGGACGAGGGGCUCCGCAGGGAGGAGGAGAUCCGACUGCUGUACGAGCGGGACUCCCUGCUGGAGCAGAUGGAGACGUCGGUGAGUGAGUUUGACGGCGAGCACCUGCGGCUGCGUCGCCAAAAGCUCCACCUGGACUGGCGGCUGGCGCUGGGCGACCUGCGUCUGCUGACGCUCUACCAGGAGCUGCUGCUGCUCAAGGACCUGGAGCGGAGGGAGGAGAGCGUGCAGGCCAAGCUCGACGACUGCAUGAGGGAGGAGAACGAGAUCACGUCGAAACGGGAGGAGUGUAACGAGCAGCUUGAGCUGAAGCAGAGAGACAUCGUCCGGCUGCGGGAGAGGGAGAAGGCUCUGGUCGCCGCCUUCCAGGCGACGCUUGGCGAGAACAACAAGUUUGAGGAUUUCCUCACCAAAGUCUUCAAGAAGAAGAUGAAACGCGUGAAGAAGAAGGAGCUGACGAGGCCCGACGAGGAAGAUGUGCACAGCGACGAAGACUCUGAUGAGGACGAUGACUCGGACGACUCGGACGAUGACGACAACAGCGACAGCGACGAGGGAGGCCCCGCUCUGGACGACAGCGUUUGUCCUCCAGGCUGCGAGCUGCAGUUGUUCGAGAACGCGCUGCAGCUGCGCGAGCGUCGUCUGGACCUGGAGGAGCUGCUGAUGGAGGAGAAGAAGAGCGCCGAAGCUCUGAAGGACGAGUGCGACGCCCUCGUCAAGAAGGAGAAAGUGGUGAGGAGCAGUCGCAUGGCACUGGAGGACGACAUGGAGCUGGCCAACAAAGAGAAGCAGCAGAAAAUGAACGAGCUGGACGUGGUGGUUUCUCUCCCACUGCACCAGAUCGAGUUCGUCGUCAACAACUCGGUGCCGUCCGACCUGGGCGCGGCGCUGGUGGUGGACCGGGCGGAGCUGAACCGGCUGAAGGGUCGCAUCGAGGAGCUGCAGGGGGAGAAGAGCGCGCAGAGGGACCUGACGGUUCACGCCCGCCAGCAUCACACCAGGCUCAUCCACGACUGCAAGGACAUGAAGACGGAGAUCCAGGAGCUGGAGGAGGAGUGCAACAAGCUGAUGCUGAUGAAGUUUGGCAGAGUGGUGGAUCUGAAGGCUCUGCUGACGCUGUCGGGGAACCGGGUCCUGGAGGAGCUGAAGCAGGAGAAACUCCUCCGAGAGGCCGCGUACGACAAAGAGACCAAGGAGUGGCAUGUGAAGGUCGACGAGGCGCACCAGGCCCUGAUGGAGGUGACCAAGCGCAACACGGAAAUUCUCCGCAAAAAGAAAAACCUCUUGGACGAGACGAUGGAACUUGAGCGGAAACUCAACGGCCGGCAGAACAAAAUAGGUUUCCGACAGUUCCAGGACCACACCAGAGAAGUGGACCACGACGAGAUCCGCCGGCUGCAGAUGAAGGUGAAGAAGCAGACGCAUCAGGCCGACGCCCUGCGGCGAGAGAUCGAGCUGCUGAACCGCAAAGGAGCCCACGUGCCGCCGCCCAGCCAGGCCCUGCUGCCCCCGCUCGCCCGCACUGGCCACGCCCACAGACACGGACCGGCGGCGAGGGCGCCCAAACUUCUCAAAGCAAAGAAAAAGUAACAUGUAGACGGGGAGAGGCCAGUUUCAUUCAUUCAGCGUUCAUUCAUAAUAAUGAGGUUGUUGUUUUAUUCGUCCUCUGGUCUUUGUUGUGUGUGAGACAGAUAAUAAAUGAAUAUAUUUA
Molecule: messenger RNA, 5868 nt
Organism: Scophthalmus maximus (turbot)
Lineage: Eukaryota; Metazoa; Chordata; Actinopteri; Pleuronectiformes; Scophthalmidae
Product: cilia- and flagella-associated protein 44
Exons: 35
Coding region: 333-5747 (1804 amino acids)
Molecular function (GO): protein binding
Source: RefSeq, a predicted model, not a curated record